Molecule: messenger RNA, 990 nt
Organism: Hibiscus syriacus
Lineage: Eukaryota; Viridiplantae; Streptophyta; Magnoliopsida; Malvales; Malvaceae
Product: L-type lectin-domain containing receptor kinase IV.2-like
Exons: 4
Coding region: 1-990 (329 amino acids)
Biological process (GO): protein phosphorylation
Cellular component (GO): plasma membrane
Molecular function (GO): protein kinase activity; ATP binding
Source: RefSeq, a predicted model, not a curated record
AUGUACGUUGGCUUCUCCGCUUCCACUGGCUUGUAUUGCUGGAGCCUUAGAAUUGAGGGAAGGACACAAGAUUUAGAUCCAAGAAAGCUUCCGUUUCGGAUGACAAUGUAUAAUAAAGUGGUGCUUAGCAAGGGAUUUGCACUGGGUACGACUUUAGUAAGUGUUGCUCUGGUUUUCCUUAUGAUCAUUGCAGCUUUCUGUAUCAUAUUUAGAAUCCGUGAUGGAGAUGAGAUUCUGGAGGAUUGGGAAAUCGAAUAUGGAGCAUGUAGAUUCAAGUAUUCCGAGCUCUUCGCCGCAGCAGGGGGGUUUGGAGAGAAAUCACUAGCGGGUAAAGACGAAUUUCUUCUUGUUUAUGAUUAUGUCCCCAAUGGGAGCGUAGACAAGCUUUUGUAUGAAGAUGGAGUGGUUCAUAGAGAUGUCAAGCCAAGCAAUGUCCAGAUAGAUGAAGGUCUAAAUGAAAAGCUCAGGGAUUUCGGAUUGGCCAGAACUUAUGAACACAAUAACAAUCCACGGACCAUAAACAUUGCCGGUAUGCUAGGGUAUUUGGCUCACGAGCUCACAAAGACUGGGAAAGCCGCCACAAGAAGUGAUGUCUAUGGCUAUGACACCCUUAUGCUUGAAGUUGCAAGCAGAAGAAUGCCUAUUGAGCCCCAGAACAGAGCUAACGAACUGGUGGUGGUGAUCUGGGUUAGGGAGUUGCAUUGCAUUCUCAAGGAAAUAUCACCCGAGCCAUUGAUCCGAAGCUCACAAUUAUCAUUCAGACCGACCAUGGUAUUCAUAUGGAAAUUCUUACAGCAACUGCAGAGUUCUCAGAUUGCUGAUGAUCCUGCAUACAACAUAUCGACUUUGUCCCAAAGUAAAAAUAGUUGGACAAACUUUGGCAAGAAGAUUUCCACUGUUCACGCCAAGAAUUACCUUCUAGAUCACAUUAUCAUAGCAAGAAACCAUCAAACAUGCCUACUGUUGGGGAAACCGGGUUAUUUCCCAUAA